Messenger RNA from Dermacentor albipictus, 2114 nucleotides. Its product is annotated as putative sodium-dependent multivitamin transporter. Gene Ontology annotation, cellular component: membrane. NCBI's taxonomy places the organism in Eukaryota, Metazoa, Arthropoda, Arachnida, Ixodida, Ixodidae. Gene Ontology annotation, biological process: transmembrane transport. The record is from RefSeq and is a predicted model, not a curated record. Gene Ontology annotation, molecular function: transmembrane transporter activity.
UACCACUCUAUGUUGCCCAAAAUCUCGCAAAUGUUGCUGGCCUGCGUGGUUUGUUUCUCGCAGGACUCGUAGGUGCUUCUGUCAGUACAGUGUCAUCGGUGAUCAACUCUCAUGCCGCUACUUUCUACACUGGCAUUGUGGCACCGCAUUUUAAGAUGACCGCCCGACAAGCCAGCACGGUUACCCACGUUCUGGAGGCUACAAGUGGUGGGCUUAUGACAGUGUUCUCCCUGGUGGUGCCUUACAUGGGUACAGCGAUCAGGGUUCUGAUGACGCUGUACAGUGGAGCAUCGGGACCUUUUGCGGGGCUGAUUGCUGUCGCCAUCUGCCUGCCGUGGGCAAAGACCAGGGGUACCGCAGCUGCUACUUCUAUAGUGUUCGCGCUCGUACUGUGGCAGACAGUGGGCAGGACACUGUCUGGAGCAGAACCACCGAGGAUGAACACCACGCUGCUUCGCUGCCCUCAAAACACCACACAUGGUGCCUUAAUCCUAAAUGUGGGGCGUGGUCCCACUGAACACGCGUGGACCAAGAAUCUCACCAGCAUCAGGCACAGUGCGUACAAAGAUAGCAUGCACGAAGAUCCAUUCCUGCUAUACUACCUGUCUUCCUACUGGGUUUCGCUCAUCGCCUUUGUAGCUACAGUUUUGCUGAGUCUUGUGUUCAGUUUCAUUCUGGGUGACAAGCGAGAGCAGGAAGGAAAUCUGCAUCUUUGCAGCCCUAUCUUUGUUCGGCUAUGGAGGAGACUCGGCCUUCUCACAAAGGAGCCCAUUGAUGACGACGUUACGGAAAUGAAGGAUGACGACACAGCGGAGGAAACGUCAUCAUUUCUGCAGCUAAACGAACUGUACCACGCCAACGCUUUGCAGAAUCCUAAGAAUGCCCCUACGCAGUUGACAGCGGCUUUCUAGUUCCCUGCGCUAUUAUAGGGGAAGCUAUCACUCAGGAGCUUAUUUGUAAAUUCAUGGGAACGGAGAAAUUUUUGUCUUUUUUUUGUAACAGCACCAUAUUUGACUACAUUUGUUGCAUUUUAUUGGUGUUAAAAUGUAGUACACUCUUACGCGAAGUUACAGCAUUUGGUGUGUAUCUCUGCCACACAACAAUAAUUGUCCUCUGCCUUUCUUGCAGUUCCUUUCUUCAAAACGCCGCGCCCGCUACUUUCCUGUUGGGAAUGCUAUGUCAUGCUGAUAACGCGCGAGCCGUUCUUUACUGGAAAGUACCGGGCUCGCGGUGUUAAAGAAAGGAAAUGCGGGCGAGACAGCUGACGAUUAUUGGUGCGUGGCAAAAGGGCGUAAUUUUGCUUAAGAGUGUAGGAACACUUAUGCUUGAAAUAUCUUGUUACAUUUUGGAAGUUUUAGAAUUUCAGAAAGCUUAAGUAUCAAGCUUGCAACUCAGUAACCAAGCAAUAAAACACAAUGUCACAUUUUUUUUGUAAACUGCACCUACUAAUCCUACAAAAAUGGGCACAACUCAUAUAUUGUACACCAUUUCGAAAUAUAUCACAAAAUAUAGAAUAGUGCUUUUGAAAAACUCUCCUAAAGAUUAUAACUUGUUCACAGAAGCCGUAAAAUCACAAUUCACAAUUGUCCGCUUUAGAUGCUGUAAUCGUUGUAGAUUACACGCCUGCGAUAAUAAUUUUCCUGGAGAAUAACGGAUUUUUAAACUUCGUGUUCAGUUCUUUUAGGUUAUGAGUAUUUGGCAUCUAAAAAAUGUCCAAGGUCCAAAAUGAAAAUCUUUGAAAUGUUCCUAGAAUUUAACCUUCUGACUGAUAUACCACUAAUUUCAUUCAAAUCGGUGGGCCGUUUAUAUUGCAAUAGCAUUCAUGGGCAUUCUCAUGAUGUUAUUAGAGAAAUCAGAAUUGGCUUCGACAUUCCUUUCCUUUUAAGUCAAAGUGGUGCAUAUUACCUGCGAAUUUUCAUUUUUUUUUGCCAUACAUCGCCAUCGCAUCCGCAAUAGAAGCAGUGUGAUGCGGUCCCUUUAAACCUCUGGGGAGGUUUGGUUUUUGGUUCUGAUAAAAUGCUACGCUUCCUCGAAACCGUGAACUUGACAAAGCAACGUCUAAUAUAGUGGAUGACAAUGCAUGGAGCUGCAUAAUAAACUUUUUUGCCUUUCGA